Molecule: messenger RNA, 3330 nt
Organism: Aspergillus tubingensis
Lineage: Eukaryota; Fungi; Ascomycota; Eurotiomycetes; Eurotiales; Aspergillaceae
Product: acetyl-CoA synthetase-like protein
Exons: 3
Coding region: 1-3330 (1109 amino acids)
Source: RefSeq, a predicted model, not a curated record
AUGACAACUUGGACUCCCUCUUCCGGCUAUGAUCCGCGCUCGGAGCUACUUCCCAACAUCUUUGACUACUAUGCCCAGGUCAAGCCAGAUGCCAUCUAUGCAGAAUACCCGGUGAACUCUAUGACCUAUGAGGAAGGCUACAGGCCAAUCACCUACAAAGCUUUGGCCAACGCUAUCAAUGGUGUCGCUGGCGGGCUGACAAAGACCCUGGGCCCUGGAACAGGAGAAACUUUGGCCUACCUUGGACCGAGUGACUUGCGAUACCCGGCAUUGGUUUUGGGCGCAGUCAAGGCUGGAUACUGUAUGUUUCUUACGUCGCCGCGCAACAGUGCAGUGGCCCAUCAGUCGCUAUUCACUAAACUCGGGUGCGCGACACUCCUGACCCCUUCACCACGGCCGCCAUUCAUCGCGGGAAUUGUCGACGCCCACUCAGUGAAGGUUGCUGAUGUUCCUAGUAUGGCGGAACUACUCGCCACUGAGUAUCCGGUCUUUCCUUAUCACAAAACAUAUUCUGCAGCAGCACAUGAUCGAUUGGUUAUUCUUCACACAUCCGGGUCAACGGGAAUUCCUAAGCCCAUCAUCUGGACCCAUGACAGUGCCGCCAAGCAUAUGCAUAUGCAAAGACUCGAUAUACCCGCUGGCUGCGAAGGCCAGGACAGCUGGGGGUUCGGCAAGCGCAUGUAUCUCUCUUUGCCUCCUUUUCAUGCCGCUGGUCUAGGGCAUAUUCUUUUCAUUACCAUGCCUGUUGAUAUCACCCUGAUAAUGCCUACUGCUGCCGGUCUUCCCAGCGCGACCGGGAUGGUAGCGGCGAGGAAGCAGACCCCGUUUGACUGGGCAAUUGUUGUCCCAUCAAUCGUACUGGAAUUGUCCCAAUCGGCUGAUCUGCUGGAGUACUGCGGCAACCAUCUGGAGUACAUGAUGUAUUGUGGCGGGGAUCUGCCCCAGCCUGUCGGGGACAUAGUAGCCCGCAAGCUGAGAAUUGUGAACGGCUAUGGCGCUUCCGAGCUGGGAAUCUUGAAUGUGAUCCACGCAACGGGUAGAUGGGAUCCCCUCAAAGACUGGCGGUAUCUUCACUUCCAUCCACAGCUGGGCGUUGAAUUUCGGCAUGUGUCCGGGGACGAGUAUGAGGCGGUGUUGGUGCGCACUCCAGAGCGCGAGGGUCACCAAUUUCCCUUUUCAAUCUUCCCCGACCAUCAGGAAUAUCAUACCAACGACCUGAUGCUGCGCCACCCGGAUCCCGCCAAGUCAGACCUCUGGCGGCCGUCUGCAAGGUUGGAUGAUGUGAUUGUUUUCCUCAAUGGCGAAAAGACAAAUCCCGUCUCAAUGGAGGGGCACAUACUCGCCUCUAAUCCUGAGGUGACAGGGGCUCUGGUUGCGGGAGCACAACGCUUUCAAGCCGCUCUCAUCGUUGAAUUGGGCCGCUCAGAAGUAGGACUGAGCACGAGCGACCGGGCCGCUGCCAUUGAAAAACUCUGGCCCAGCAUACAGCAGGCAAACAAGGAGUGUCCAGCCCAUGCCCGUAUCGCCAAGAGCCACAUUCUUUUCACCACUCCGGAGAAGCCCAUGCUGCGUGCCGGAAAGGGCACCGUACAACGCGCAAGUACUUUGGCGAUGUACGCAGCAGAGCUCGAUGCCCUCUACGCGGACGCCGAGAAGCUGGCCCAGCAUGACGCUGGCGAAACACCAGGUCCCGGGGCUGUGGACGAUGUCGUCAAGGUUGCUGCGUUCAUCCGCGCGUCUCUCCUGGCCAUUACGGGUUGGAGUGCGGAGAGGCUGUCCGACACAGAAAGUUGGUUCACUCUAGGAAUGGACUCGUUGCAGGCAAUAACGAUGACGCGUGUGCUCAAGCAAGGUCUCAAUCUACCAACUCUGACGCCUAGCUUAAUAUAUUUGCACCCCUCGAUAACGGAGUUUACCCAAGCAGUUCAACAGCUGGACGAGCAGGGCAAACAGUCUACAGAAGUUCAACAACAAGGUCUCCUUCAGGAGCGGGGCAAAUUACUGGAGCUAUUCACCAGUCAAAUCGAACAGCCCAGCCUUGCCGCCAUUCACACUGCCAACACCACAAGCCCCGCAAAGCACACUGUGAUCCUCACCGGCUCCACUGGCCAGCUAGGAACUUAUAUCCUGGAUGCACUCCUGAGAGACCCCUCUGUGGCGCACGUCCACUGCCUGAACCGAGGGGACCAUGCUCGUGAGAGACAACACAACCGCAUCAGGGAGUAUGGCCUCACCCCACUGGCUGAUAACGAAGGGCGUUUAAGCUUUCGGACCGCGGACCUAAGCCAGGACGGCGAUUUGGGUCUAGAGCCCGAUGUCUACACCCAGCUGCAGCAAACCGCCACGCUAAUCAUCCACAACGCCUGGACCGUGAACUUCAACCUCCCCCUAGAAACCUUCAAACCCCACAUACAGGGCGUGGUGAACCUGAUCAACUUUGCGACCCGCAGCCCACAAUCUCCGCAUCUAUUCUUCCUCUCAUCCAUCAGCUCGGUCAUGGGCCAUCGUAAUAGCGAGUCUGGCCUGCUACCCGAGACCGUCCUUACAACCACCACUCCCGCCCCGAAUGGCUACGCUAACAGUAAAUACAUUGCCGAACAUCUGCUUAACUACGCUACAAAGCAGCAGGAAGAGCAACAAAAUGAUUCCAAGCGAGCACGAGAUGCCCCAUCCUUCUCCUUCGCUCGAGUAGGCCAAGUCGCAGGCGCUGUGCGAUCUCCCGGCCUCUGGAACCGUGCGGAGUGGUUCCCGAGGCUUGUUCAGAGCUCACGACACCUCCAGGCUCUCCCCGAUACCCUGGGUCUGAUGGACCGGAUAGACUGGGUACCUGUUGAUCUUCUAGCCGAAGUACUAGUUGAGCUAGCUCUUGGUGCUGCCGAUAAUCAUGGCUGCCCUUCUGCUACCGGUUCGCCCUGGGCGGUCCAAGUCUACCAUCCCGUCAACCUCCACUCCCAAUCCUGGGAUUUGAUACGGCCCAUCGUCGCCGACGCCCUUCUCGCGCAGGGCAAGGACAACACCGGGAAGACGAUUGAAACCAUCCCAUUGUGCGAGUGGGUGCAGCGUGUCCGGCGUGAUAUCGAGGCAGCCAGUGUUAGCUUCUCGGCUGAUACUAAGAAUGGCAAAGGGUUGGGUGGAAAGGAGUUGCAGGCACUGUUGGAGCAGAACCCGGCUGCCAAACUGUUAGAUUUCUUUGAGGGUUUGAAAACAGAACACACUCAACCAAUUAGCUUUGAGUCGGUGCACACUGCGAAGAUGAGUAGGAAGUUACGCGAGGUGGAGGGCGUACGGGCUGAGUGGCUGAGAAAGUGGAUUAGGGAAUGGUUGGCGUAG